AUGCCCAACACGAAUCGUCCACCUACGGGGCAGAGUAUUCAGGAUCUCAUGGCACAACGAUAUCCUCAACCCAAUCGAGCGAGGAACCCACACUUUCCACCCCAACAUCCCCCGGCCUAUCAGCAACCACCACAGCAAAUGAACAUGCCUAACCAACAAUAUCAACCCACACAGGGUGUAUCAUACACAAAUCCUCCUGUGAAUCCACAAGUACCCAAUCGAUUGUCUCCCUAUGGAUCUCCUCCUCAAGCAUCGCACCCACCUCCUGCAGGAGGAAUGUCAGGUCCUCCUACGACAUUUCCAAACCCAACUCCCAAACCAGCGCAGUCCAAAGCAAGUACAACGAAGAAGAUAGACAAAAAUAUUGCGACGGGGCCGUCUGGAUUUCCGUACAACACUGACGAGCAGAAUAAGCUCUUGUCUUAUUGCGAAUGGAAAGAUAAGGUGCUAUGGGCGAGUCGCAUGAUUCUUGGAGGAAACUCUGUGAACGGCUUCUUGCGGGCGACGGCUGCAGCACAACGUAUCAAGAAGCAACGAGCUCGUCAGAGUGCACAAGCCAGAAAGACAGCAGCUGCUGCAGCCUCUACAGGCGGCAAUGCGGAAGCUGCUGCAGACGCUGACAAAAAGGCAAAACCUGUUUUUGAUCAGGUGGAAGAGGAAAAACUGAAAAAGGACAUUAUGAAUCCUCGAACAGCCAAGAAAAUUAAAUCAGAGUUGGAAGCUGGCAUGGAAUAUUGCACUUCGCUCCAUAACGUUCUGAGAAGUGUCUUGUAUGAGGUGGAUCCUUCCAUGAGCCAGUACUUCCCGGCACCACUUGACAAACCGGCUCUUGUUCCAACACUUCCCACGCCACAGCAACCAACGGUUCCUCAUGACUCCAGUAUACCAUGGGCAUUGAAUUCAAAAACAGCACCGAAACAACGGCCAGCUCCUGCGGCACCCUCUGCUAGCUCUGCCGCUUCAUCGGCUCAGAAUGUUGGCUCCUCUACAUUGCGGAGAUCGCGGCGGAAGAAGUUGCCUCCAUCCAAGGAGCCGCCUGUCAACUUACCUGAAUUCGAUUCGUUUGGAAAGAGAGUCUGUGCCAAGAAGGAACACAGUAUUCGCGUCUUUGAGGUGUUGCGUUUCAGGUCAUUGAAGGCAGGUGACUUUGUUGCGGCUCGAUUGUCCAGCAGAGAUUUAUGGAUUCUUGCAAAGGUACUAAAGGAUUAUUCGGGAUUUACCAUGGCUCCUGUUGAAUUUGUGAAGUUAUCAGGCGCACGUCGGGAUGCCGUGUUCAAAGAAAAGGUGAUGGUACGGGACGUGGAAGAAAAAGAAGAUGGGGGGUCAACUCUGGUUUCAAGAAACCUCGUUUUGCCCCUUCCAAGGACAUAUUCUGAAGCGGCCGAAUGGGGGCAGCGGUGCAAGAAAGGAUCCCGCGUUUAUGCAAUGUAUCCUCAAACGACAUCUCUAUACCCAGCUACAGUUAUUGAUAGCACGACGUACUGCAGAAAUGAUGACGAUAUCAUUGUAGUUGAAUUCGAUGGUGAAGAACAAGAUCCUACAGGAAAAGUACCACAAUAUCAUAUUCCAGCACGUUUUGUAACCUUGAUUCCAAGAGAGUUCCCAGCAUCACAAGAGUCAUCCUCGAAACAGAACAAAGUAAAGACGCAAGCAAAGAAUGAAUCGGAUCCGUUUACGUCCUCGGGAUUUGGUGGCUUAGAUGCGCUUGGUGACAUUGAUUCAAUUGAACUUGAUUUAGAUGCACCACUAGAGGGUGGAGAAGAGGGAAUGGAUUUCCCAAUGUUUUGA
This is a messenger RNA of Cylindrotheca closterium, 1788 nucleotides long. The record is from the annotation of a GenBank genome assembly. NCBI's taxonomy places the organism in Eukaryota, Bacillariophyta, Bacillariophyceae, Bacillariales, Bacillariaceae.